GAACGAUCCGGUUACUCCUCGGAAUCGUCAAGUAGCGUUGAGUACGCCUAUGGGGAGGCGUGGUGUGGGAAGAGGGAAGGAGCGUGAUUCGGAGUAUGCUCAAGUUCGAAGAAGAAUUAUGAUGCCGUAUGUCCUCUCUGGUUACGUCCAAUUGGCACUGAAUAUCGCGGUAGGCGUGUUCUGGCUUUAUAUGCUGUAUUCUCUCGCUACUACUAUUUCGGCUGAUAUCAAUGAAAAAAUGAGUAUCUACUCUGAUGAAGUGAUGGAUCAGAUCAGUCAGUGUUCGAGAGACUAUCGCGAGAAUAGAUGUGAUCCAUCUACUAGGGUGCCGGCAGUAGAGCAGGCUUGUCGCACGUGGGAACAGUGUAUGGCGCGCGACCCGGUUUUAGUGGCUAAGAGGAGCAACUUCACUAUGGAGACGCUGGGGGAGAGUUUGAAUGGAUUCUUCGAGAAGUUGACGUGGAAAACCAUCGCCUGUCUGAUGCUGUUGUGCUUUGGGCUGGUGAUAUCAUAUAAUGCAGCAUUCUGGAUGACGAGUAAAAGUGGGGGGAAUUCUGGGGCCGGUAUGCCAAGGGAGUUAUUGCGGGAAUUACGACAAGCUAAGAGGGCAGUGUAUUCAUCUUCUGAGGAAGAUGAUGAUGACGAUGAGCCCGCCCUAUACCGGCAUCUACAUCGACGCAGUGCCAGCCGGGCUUCCCCAUCAACGUAAUAAUGUACUAUAUUUCUACUAAGUU
This is a messenger RNA of Perkinsus marinus ATCC 50983, 734 nucleotides long. RefSeq lists its product as hypothetical. NCBI's taxonomy places the organism in Eukaryota, Perkinsozoa, Perkinsida, Perkinsidae. The annotation marks the transcript as partial. The transcript has 6 exons. Gene Ontology annotation, biological process: nuclear envelope organization; lipid homeostasis. Gene Ontology annotation, cellular component: nuclear membrane; nuclear envelope. The record is from RefSeq and is a predicted model, not a curated record.